UACUCAUACUCAUACGUAUUUCCUAAAAACAUAUAAAAUCCUACUCAUAUACUAGAUUAUUUUUUCUUAUAUAUAUCCAAAUCGUAGUUACAAUAAGUGUGUUGAUUACUGAUCAAGUGUUGCUCUUCGACUUUAAUCAACACCAUGAAGUUAGAACUAUUUUGUAUUUUUGCGGUACUAUUUGCGGUUAGAGCAGAAGAACAACGUUGGGCACAAUUUAAGCUCGACAAUUCCAUUACAUUCUCCAAUGCUACCGAAGAAGCAGUGCGAUACAACAUAUUUGAAGAAAAUUUAAAGAAAAUCGAGGAACACAACAAACUAUACGAUGAAGGAAAGGUCUCUUGGACUCAGAGCGUCACUGAGUUUACUCAUCUAUCUGCUGAUGAGUUUUCAGCUUUGCUAACGUACAAAAUCAGAAAAACUGAUACAGUUAGAAUGAAUCUAUUGGAGGGAUUCAACUUGUCAGUUCCAGAAACUUUUGACUGGAAAGACCAAGGCAAAGUUACGAAGGUGAAAAAUCAAAAAAGUUGCGGAUCCUGUUGGGCAUUCGCUAUUAUUGCAGCUACAGAAUCACACUACCUUAUCAAAACGAACCAGACCAUUAUGUUAAGCGAACAAAACUUGGUAGAUUGUUGUCCACGUAAAUAUUCCUGUUUUGGCUGCGAUGGUGGCUCGUUGAUUGGAGCAUGGCUGUAUAUGAUGGAAACAGGAGUAGCAUUAGAGUCAGAUUACCCAUAUACGGGGAACCAAGGAACUUGCCAGAACAAAACUAAACUGUUCAAAAUAAAAAAAUAUGUGCUCUUACCAAAAAACGAGGUUUCUAUGAAAGAAAAUGUAGCCAAUGUGGGACCCUUAGCUGUCUCGCUGAAUGCAGACCUACUCCAGAACUACAAUAGUGGAAUACUGGACGAUUCCACUUGUCCAACCAACAAAAACAACCACGCCGUCUUGGUUGUUGGUUACGGCAAUAAAAAAAGCACAGACUACUGGCAUGUCAAGAACUCGUGGGGUAGCAAUUGGGGUGAAAGUGGGUACUUUAAGAUAAAACGAGGAAGCAAUACUUGUGGAAUCCAACAGGAGGCACAGUAUCCAGUGUUAUAUUAAUUUGUUUGUUUUUAUAUUACCGUUGAUUGAAGGAAAUAAGUUAUAGUUUAGUCCCAGUUCUUUCAACCAACGAUAUUACUUAAAAUACCGAGGAUUGUAGGUAAUAAAUAAAUACACUGUAAAA
Messenger RNA from Sitophilus oryzae (rice weevil), 1228 nucleotides. Its product is annotated as ervatamin-C-like. The record is from RefSeq and is a predicted model, not a curated record. The transcript has 6 exons. Lineage: Eukaryota; Metazoa; Arthropoda; Insecta; Coleoptera; Curculionidae. Gene Ontology annotation, cellular component: lysosome. Gene Ontology annotation, molecular function: cysteine-type endopeptidase activity. The coding region runs from base 145 to 1104 and encodes 319 amino acids.